AGGGGAUAAACUAUCACUAUCAUCAUCGCUAUCAUGUUGUCAUCAUCAAAAAGUGAUAAAGCUGUUGAAAGACAAAUGCAAAUGUUUGAAAUUGAAAUGAUGCAACAAGUUUUCACUAGUAUGACAAAUAGUUGUCUAGCCAAGUGUAUACCAACCAACUAUACUGAUGGGGAUUUAACAAAAGGCGAAGCUGUUUGUUUAGACCGGUGUGCUUCAAAAUUUAUGCAAGCGUAUAUGCAAGCGACUAAAAAGCUGUCAACAAUGGCAUCACCAGAUACAAAAUCGCUCACUGAUAAAUAAUAAGUGAAGCGCGAGCAAGUCUCUACUUGUGUUUUGCAUUCUUCCAUUGAAAACCAACAGCGAAUGAAACAAUAAAAUAAAAAUGUGCAUAUCUUCUCAUUUUUACUUACUUAUUUUUUUGUAUCAUACUUAGAGUUUUCAGUCAGACAAUAUUUAAAAAGUAAUAAACGCCUUU
This is a messenger RNA of Trichobilharzia szidati, 475 nucleotides long. NCBI's taxonomy places the organism in Eukaryota, Metazoa, Platyhelminthes, Trematoda, Strigeidida, Schistosomatidae. The record is from the annotation of a GenBank genome assembly.